AUGGGAGAGUCACCGCCAAGAAGAUAUUCCGGAGCCGUGCCAAUUCUCAGCAGGAAUGGGUCAGAUUCGCGUGGGUCCAGCAGAGACGCCAGUAGAAGAGCCUCGAUGGCCCGUUUGGCAGCGUCGCCGCUGGGAUCCACAGCCCCAUUAUCUGCUUUAGCACAAAGAAGAACAGACUCUUCUAGCUCGUCGGUUAUUGACGACCGAGCAAGUCCAGGAACGGCUACCCGCGGAAGACCGGUUAUUAUCCACGCAUCGCCUCCCUCGUCCACCUCAUCGGACGUGGAGGAUAAUUCCGCUUUCGGGCGUGGCGAGCCACAGGGCGAUAACCAGCUAUCGUCCUCGUACAGCUCCACGAUCGACGAUCCUCAGAUUCUGAAGAACGUCUCCAAACAUCUGGCAACAGACGCAAAAGGGUCUCUCAAACUGGCCGGUGGUGACAUCACCAGAGACCUAUACACUCUCCCAAGCAAAACCUCCUCCUUGAGACGGUCGCGCAGUUUGACGGGAACAGAUUUCCCAGGCGAACGCCGCGGGUCGGCAGCUUCCCAGCUCCGUCUUCCAGGAGGAUUUAGAAGACAAUUUAUCAUGCAUAAGAAAUCCAAGUACGGCCACGAGCUGUCGAAACCAACGUUCAUCACCAGGAACUUUUUGGAGUUCCUGUCUAUUUAUGGCCACUUUGCCGGUGAAGACCUGGAAGAUGAAGAUUAUCUUGCUUGUUCUUACGUACUGGACAAAGACCGCGACGAAGAGACUCCUUUACUGGAUUCUCGCUCGACAACAGGAACUGCCUCCACACUGAAGUCGUUCUUUUUACUUUUGAAAUCGUUCGUCGGAACAGGAGUCUUGUUUCUUCCCCGUGCAUUCUACAACGGAGGACUCUUGUUCUGCAUAUUGACAUUGCUUUUCUUCGGGCUGCUUUCGUACUGGUGCUACUACAUUCUCAUUUUGACCAAGGUCAAGACCCAAGUUUCAUCUUUUGGAGACAUCGGAAUGGUUCUUUAUGGCAAGGAAAUGAAAAUCCUUAUUCUCGCGUCCAUCAUCAUCUCACAGGUCGGGUUUGUCGCCGCAUACACCAUCUUCACCGCCGAAAAUCUGCGCGCAUUCAUCCUCAACUUUUUGAACGUAGACAUUUCUAUCGGCAAGCUGGUUGUGUUUGAAUGCUUUGUGAUCACUCCGCUUGCGCUGAUCAGAAACAUCACCAAGCUAUCGAUGGCUGCGCUGCUUGCCAAUGUGUUCAUUAUGACUGGUCUGGUCACCAUCGUGUACUAUGCCUCGUUGGACCUAAUUGAGACCGGCCCUUCGCCAGUGGCUCUUUUCAACCAGGACAAAUGGUCCCUGUUUGUGGGAGUUGCCAUCUUUGCGUUUGAAGGUAUUGGACUGAUCAUCCCGGUGCAGGAGUCCAUGAAGUACCCAGAACAGUAUCCGAAAGUUUUGGGAGCAGUCAUUGCUGUGUGCUGUGUUUUAUUUAUUGGCGUGGGGUCUCUGGGAUACCUAACGUACGGCGAGAACGUCAACACCGUUGUGAUUUUGAAUCUUCCGCAAUCGUCCGUGGCUGUUGGGUCGAUCCAGCUGUUCUACGCGGUGGCCAUUCUGUUGUCUGCUCCAUUGCAGCUGCUGCCUGCUAUUAGAAUUAUCGAGUCGAGAAUCUUCCAUAGAAGGUCAGGAAAAACCAACGCUGCCACGAAAUGGUCCAAGAACUUGUUCCGGACGGCCGUCGUCGUGGCCACCACGCUGAUCGCGUACCAGGGCUCGGCCAACCUGGACCAGUUUGUCUCGUUUGUUGGCUGUUUCGCAUGCAUCCCUCUGGUGUACAUGUAUCCGCCGAUGCUGCACUACCGCAGCUGUGCAGAGACCAUCUGGGUCAAGCUCAUGGACGUUGUCCUGGUUCUCAUUGGCGGAGUGGCCAUGGUGUACACUUCGUACCAGGUGAUAUUUGGCUAG
Messenger RNA from Ogataea philodendri, 1944 nucleotides. RefSeq lists its product as uncharacterized. Gene Ontology annotation, molecular function: amino acid transmembrane transporter activity. The record is from RefSeq and is a predicted model, not a curated record. The coding region runs from base 1 to 1944 and encodes 647 amino acids. Gene Ontology annotation, biological process: amino acid transmembrane transport. The transcript has a single exon. NCBI's taxonomy places the organism in Eukaryota, Fungi, Ascomycota, Pichiomycetes, Pichiales, Pichiaceae.